AUUGGCAUGCAGUGACCUCUGAUCUGACUUAAAGCCUGUAAAGUUCCUGAGAUGCUAUCGUGAGGAAUGAAAGUUAAUCUGAUCAUUUGUUUGGCGUCAUAUCUGCUAGUAACAGCUUCAAGAAUUUGCAGUGCUGGAAUUCUUCAAUGGAAGCCAUAUCACAGACCAGUAAACUACCGAGCACUGUCUGUUGAGAAUCCUCUACAAGUUACUGUCAAACUGAAGGGCAACAACUCUUCUCAAGUCGAUACUGUGUUCACAUACAAGGCUCAAUGGUUAUCCUGCGACAGUGGAGUCUCACUAAACUACACUUUAUCAGUCCAUAGCGCCGAGCUUGGCUUAUUGAGGGCAGAACCAGUCAGGAUACAAAAUUGUGAUUCUCCAUUUGAACUAACUCUCAAUAAUCUGGGGAGGAACAAACCUUAUCAUGCAUACCUUUCUGUGAAGAGUGAUGAUAAUACUUAUUCCUUUAAGUCUAAAGAAGUUUAUUUUACGACCACAGCUGUGCAGUCCGCAUACAUCAUAAAAGGCAACCACCAUAUUCAGAUUGUAUGUUUACUCUCAACUGGUUCUACUGCUAGAGGGUGUAAAAUCAAUGUGCAGUUUAAAAGCACUCAGACAAAUGCAGGAGUAGAGACUCAGUUGUUCGAUGUGCAUCGCUCACAAUCAAUGGCUGCCCUGCGAUGUAUUCGGUUGCCUAGGACGGUGACAGUGAGUAAUGUGGAGGUAUUCGAUUGGAUGGAGGAUGGAGAUAUGGGGACGGUGGCGGUACCUUCAACAGUUAUUGAGAGUUUAUACACACCCUGUUUUGUAGAAUCAGAUUCUUCCAAGGCAUGGAAAGAAAUGUCUCACAUGAUACUCUUCAUAGUGUCGGCUACGUUUAUGGUCUUAGGUAUGGCUAUCAUUUCAAUUGGAAUGAUCUGCCGUCUAUGUCGUGUGCAUCGUUUCCACAGUAAUGAGUUCUAUAAACCUAUUCAAGAUGGUUCCAGGAACUCGAGACAUCUUAAUAAAGCAAACUUCAGCAUACAAGAAUUCAUUUAAAAUCAAGAUUGGAACACAUGCAUGGAUGCAAGACAUAAUUAAUCAUCAUUACUGUAUAACGUAUCAUUCAAAAGUAUA
Messenger RNA from Halichondria panicea, 1119 nucleotides. RefSeq lists its product as uncharacterized. The record is from RefSeq and is a predicted model, not a curated record. The transcript is spliced from 7 exons. Lineage: Eukaryota; Metazoa; Porifera; Demospongiae; Suberitida; Halichondriidae. The coding region runs from base 67 to 1041 and encodes 324 amino acids.